AUGCUACCUUCAAAAUAUUAUUACUAUUACACCUUUACUAAGAAAAAAUGGGGCAACUUAUCAUAUGAUGAACAAAUACCAAAUAAUGCAUCGGCCUUAAAAAAUCAUGAAGUAGUUUAUAAUGCACCAAAUGAUGAUGAGUUGAACAAUGAUAAGCCUGAUUAUGAUGAGUUGGAUGAUAGUGAGUCCAAUAAUUAUGAAGUAGAUGAGCUGAAUUAUUAUGACAGUAAUAUUAUAGAUGUAAAUAGCUAUGAAGAAAUGCAAGAUAACAAAGUAAUAGAAAUUGAUUAG
Messenger RNA from Cetraspora pellucida, 291 nucleotides. NCBI's taxonomy places the organism in Eukaryota, Fungi, Glomeromycota, Glomeromycetes, Diversisporales, Gigasporaceae. The record is from the annotation of a GenBank genome assembly.